UCCCACCCCUGCUCUCUCUCCCAUUCGCUUCCCGUCAGUCUCCACUGUCCUUUCAUUAAAGGCAUUGAAAGCCCCCCCCCCCCCCCAAAAAAAAGACAUCCCAUAAGAAUGUUCGAUAUUUUGAAUGUACCUUGCAAACGGGACAAGAAGAAUUCAAUCGAGUGGUCUGUUUUGCGACGGAGAGAGAGGAGGAAUGAUUUUAUUCAAGCAACAAACAGGCGGUUAAGCUGGUGGGGACACGAAAGAGUUACGGCAACCCAGGCGGGUAUGAUGUCCUCCUUUCCAACAGCAGCAGAGUGGAGGUGGCGGAGGACCUGCCGCCAUUCCUUCAGAGGGACCCUCGGUCUCCUGACAGGCUGAUCAUUGCAGACGUCUGGGUCCGUGGCAAGAGGAGGGGAGAUCCUACAACUUCGCCACUUUGUCCAUCGGGAAGGAGGGGGACUGGACCGUCUUAACAACCACUCCAUCUACCGUCGUCAUGGCCGUCGCGGAUGUGAGGCAGCCCACGUCACUGAGGUCUGUGUCCACCAGGAGCGAUCAGACUGUGCGGACCUGUGACGGGGGUACAAAUCAUCAUAUCAUCAUACAAAUCAUCAAAUCAUCAUACAAAUCAAACUGAGGUGCCGGAGGUGCCACGCAGGCCAGGAUAAAGUAGCUCCCAGGUCGCCCACUCACCGCUGCGACAACUGCUCUCUCCUCCAGUGCACAAAUUCUUACACCAUCUCAUAUUCCGGAGUCCUGGUUGUGAUCGGGGGAGACGGGGAGGAGCACACCAUGACCCUGACCAAUUCUGCGGUAUUUAUUUAUGUCAGGGACAACUCUCUUUCCUCCAGCGCUCACAAUGGCCGUGUCUUGGAGGACCAAGUGUAAGGGUCCUGUCGUGUUUUGUUUUCCCCAUUUAGUGUUUUCCUUCAUGUCUUCAUCUCUUUACUUCCUGUGUCCUGUUCCAUGUGUUUCUUUGUUUGUUUUGCCAUGUGUUUCUGUUCCCUGUGCCCGUGUCUCCGCCCCUCACCUGAUCCGCGUUAGUCUGUUAAUUAUGGUUUCCACCUGUCUUGUUUUACCUUGAUCAUUGUCCACCUGUUCCCUGUUACCCAUUGUGUAUGUAAACCCUCUGUCUCCCCUCAGUCCGGGUCGGUUAUUAGUCUAUGUGGGUUGUGUUCCAGAAUAAAGAUUCUUGUAUUUCAAAGAUUCCCUUGCCUUGCCAUACUUUGCCCGUGCAGCCGUGACAGAAUAACCGACCGACAAACAUGGAUGAAGGCAAGUUUUUUGAUUUUGAGUCAAACUUGCCACUGCACCUAAUGCCCUGGGAGCUGUUCUGGGAGGAUGAAGAGGGGGAAACCACUGAGGAUGACUGGUCCUCUGAGGAGGAUGGACCAGGUCCCUCUCCAGUCCCAGCUCCCCAACACCCUGGGCCUGCAGUUCUUCCAGUAGUCCCAGCUCCUCACCUCCCCGCUCCAGUCCCGAUUCCGGCUCCCGCUCCAGCCCCGAUUCAGGCUCCGGCUCCAGCUCCCUCUCCAGCCCCGAGUCAGAGUCCUGCGCUGGCUCAAGCUCCAGCUUUUGACCCUGAUCCUGCUCCUGAUCUGGCUCCGACUCCAGCACCUGAUCCUGCUCCCGAUCCUGCUCCAGCUCUGACUCAGGCUUUCGACCCUGAUCCUGCUUUCGACCCUGAUCCUGCUCCCGAUCCUGCUCCAGCUCCGACUCAGGCUUUUGACCCUGAUCCUGCUCCGACUCAGGCUCCGGAUCCUGAUCCAGAUCCGACACAGGCUCGGGCUCUGACCGGUCGUCCAUCGGGCCGCCCGCCUGAACCGCCGUCCCUGACCGGCCGUCCGCCUGAACCGCCGUCCCUGACCGGCCGUCCGCCUGACCCGCCGUCUCUGAGCGGCCGUCCGCCUGACCCUCCGUCUCCGACCGGCCGUCCACCGGGUCGUCCGCCUGAUCCUCCGUCUCUGUCCGGCCGCCCGCCUGACCCUCCGGCCGUUAGCCCCCUCCGCCCACCCUGUUUGGACCUUUUUUUGUUUGGGCCGUCUGGAAUCCGGCCCUUUGAGGGGGGGUAAUGUAAGGGUCCUGUCGUGUUUUUUGUUUUCCCCAUUUAGUGUUUUCCUUCAUGUCUUCAUCUCUUUACUUCCUGUGUCCUGUUCCAUGUGUUUCUUUGUUUGUUUUGCCAUGUGUUUCUGUUCCCUGUGCCCGUGUCUCCGCCCCUCACCUGAUCCGCGUUAGUCUGUUAAUUAUGGUUUCCACCUGUCUUGUUUUACCUUGAUCAUUGUCCACCUGUUCCCUGUUACCCAUUGUGUAUGUAAACCCUCUGUCUCCUCUCCGUCCUUGUCGGUUAUUAGUCUAUGUGGGUUGUGUUCCAGAAUAAAGAUUCUUGUAUUUCA
Alosa sapidissima (American shad) is the source of this 2375-nucleotide messenger RNA. RefSeq names its product vegetative cell wall protein gp1-like. NCBI's taxonomy places the organism in Eukaryota, Metazoa, Chordata, Actinopteri, Clupeiformes, Clupeidae. Bases 1248 to 2054 code for a protein of 268 amino acids. The record is from RefSeq and is a predicted model, not a curated record. The transcript is spliced from 4 exons.